GUGCCCUCUCCCAAAAUGGCCGCAGCUGUUUCCUCCCGCUUCGCAAAUGGCGGCUGCCCGCCCCGCCUCCUGUCGCGUCGUUUCCGGGCGGCCUCUCUGCGCGCCGAUUGGAUGAGAGCGAAGCUCGCGCUGCGUCCUGAGUGCGGUCCGGAAGCGGCGGCGGCUCCACGUGGGGCAGCGGCUGAGCGAGCGGGCGAGGCAGCGGCGAGGGCGGGGGAGAGGGGUGAAGCGGCCGCGAUGGAGCGGGCCGGGGGGGCGGCCGCCGCCGCCGCCGCGAGGAAGAAGGGCAGGCGGCCCCAGCGCUACUGGGAGGGGGAGCCGGGCGCAGCCGAGGGCCAGCGAGCGGCCCAUCCGGAGACCAAGAAGGCCCGGCGGCCGAGGAGGACGGAGCCGGGCGGCGAGGGGCAGAUCUCGGGGAAAGCGGACCCCUUCCCCGGAGCCGCCGUCCCCGUCCCCGCGGAGCGAGUGCAGAAGUUCCAGCGCGGACCCCCGCAUCAGCUGGAGGCCGUGUCCAGCAAGCGGCUGAAGCAACGGCUGGCCUCGCAGGAGGAGAAGGCCCAAGCCGCGGCUCGCCAGGCGGCCCGGAUGGAGUUACUGCUGCUGGAGGAACCCGGGUUUCUGGAAGGGGAUGAGGAUGAGGACACCUGCACCAUCAUGCAGGCUGAUAUUGCUGCCGCAGUGGACCUUGCAGCAAGCGCCAAGCACUUCGAGUUGCAGCUGGACCGUUUUGGCCCCUACCGGCUGAGCUACACGCGGAGCGGCAGGCAUCUCCUUCUGGGGGGGCGCCGGGGCCACGUGGCGGCUCUGGACUGGCACACGAAGUCCUUGAUGUGCGAGAUCAACGUUAUGGAGACCGUCAUGGACCUCACGUGGCUGCACACUGAGACCAUGUUCGCCGUGGCCCAGCGCAAGUGGCUGUACGUUUACGACAACCAAGGGGUGGAGCUGAACUGCCUGAAGCGCUUCCACCGCAUCCGGCGAAUGGAGUUCCUCCCGUACCACUUCCUGCUGGCCACAGCGAGCGAGACAGGGUUCCUGCAGUACCUAGACAUCUCAGUGGGGAAGGAGGUGGCCACCAUCUGCACUAAGGGAGGCCGGCUGAUGGUGAUGGCCCAGAACCCCUCCAAUGCCAUCAUCCACCUGGGACACAGCAACGGAACAGUGACGCUCUGGAGCCCCAGUGCCAAGGCCCCGCUGGUCCGAAUGCUGUGCCACCAGGGGGCCGUGAGGGCUGUGGCAGUCGACACCUCUGGGAGCUACAUGGCCACCUCAGGACUGGAUCACAAGCUGCACAUCUAUGAUCUCCGGGCGUACCGGCGCCUCCACUCUUUGCUGCUGCCCUGCGGGGCUGGGCUGCUGGAUUUCAGCCAGCAGGGACUUCUGGGGGCCGCCUGCCAGGAAGUGGUCCAGGUGUACAAGGAUGUCUCAGCCUGCCCACCCCAGAAGCCCUACGUGUGCCAUGUGCUGCCUGGCCCCUCCCACGGCCUGCGCUUCUGCCCCUUUGAGGACGUGCUGGGUGUGGGGCACGAGCAGGGCUUUGCCAGCCUCCUCGUCCCAGGUGCUGGGGAGCCGAACUUCGACACCUUGGAGAACAACCCCUUCAGGGGCCAGAAGCAGCGGCAGGAGUGGGAGGUUAAAGCACUCCUGGAGAAGAUCCCACCGGAGCUGAUUUCCCUGGAUCCUGGGCAGCUGGGCCGGGUGGAUGCCGUUUCCCUGGAGCAACAGCGGAAGGAGCGUGCAGAGAGGCUGGGCUACGACCCCGAGGCCAAGGAGCCCUUCUUCCCCCAGCGGAGGCUGAAGGGCCGGGACUCGGCAGGCGGGCGGCUGAAGCGAAGGAAGAAGGUGGCGGCCGAGGAGCAGCGGGCCCUGAUUCAGAAGAGCUUGGCUGCCAAGGCAGAGACGCAGCUGGCACCCUCCAAAGCUGGAGCCCCCGCAGCCUGCAGAUCAGCGCUGGAUCGGUUCCGGAAAUAGCGGGUGAAGAAGGCUGGCCAGGCUCCCCGGCACUUGUGCAGUGCACAAGAGGAUCAUCUGAAUGGGGUCCCUCCUGCCAAGCUGCCUUAAUGGGCAUGGCUCUGGGCACCAGCUGUCACUUUGUGCUGGGCCAGUUUCUGGGCCAGCCAGUCCAUGGACCUUCCCUGAAACUCUUGUGGGGUUUAUUUGGGCUCCAAGUGUUGAGUAAAUGCACUGCUGUAAUUUGCA
Molecule: messenger RNA, 2199 nt
Organism: Candoia aspera
Lineage: Eukaryota; Metazoa; Chordata; Lepidosauria; Squamata; Candoiidae
Product: WD repeat-containing protein 46-like
Exons: 16
Coding region: 16-1971 (651 amino acids)
Biological process (GO): maturation of SSU-rRNA from tricistronic rRNA transcript (SSU-rRNA, 5.8S rRNA, LSU-rRNA)
Cellular component (GO): small-subunit processome; 90S preribosome; nucleolus
Molecular function (GO): protein binding
Source: RefSeq, a predicted model, not a curated record